GUCAGGUACAUACACUACCGUCGUGCACCAUGUACCUUCCUGAGGUUGCUGGGGGGAAGGUACUUGGAUACCUCGGGGGCUCGGCAACACGGAACGGAGCAUCUGCGUGGUUCGCGCGAAUAACGAGGUGCAUUGGAGUUUCGUUGCCUGCCUCAGGCAGAAACUCCUCUCAAAGCUCUUCAAUCACCAUUUAAUUGAUACCUUACCAGGGCAGAUCAAGCACUGAAAACGCCGCGACACCGGCUUAUCGACCCAGUAUCGUGACGGAACCCGACAGCACUGGUGCGAAUCGGCGUCAGGCGAUACUUCACGAACUCCAAUCCUCGAACGGUCGCUCGAAGGCUCUCAGUACGCGGAUCGGGUGUUGGACGGGAAUCCUAUACCCUCCGGUCGCGCUGCCCACCAUGUCAAGACAGGCUGCGCUGUCGCUCUACCGCCGUUCUCUGAAGCUCGCCCUCGAUUGGUCGGUGCAUCGCAAUCUCUGGCGCGGCCAGGCGCUCUACAUCCGCUCGCUCUUUGAGAAGAACCGGGAUGUUACCGACCCGAGAUUGCAACGGGCCCUUUUGAAGGAGACGGAGAAGUUGUUGGAGAAGUGGAAGCAUCCGGACCCUUACUGCCACCCGACUGCUCCAGGAGGCUCCAAGUACGAGAGGAACCUUCCGGCUCCCCAUUUCGAUCCUCCCCCACCACUCAAAUUUUGAUGAACAUCGGCGAGAUGGAUAUGUGUUGUACAUAGGGCGCAAGGUCUUUUUAGCCUGGGAAACCUCGAGGCUGAGUUCAUUCCACCAUGUGCGUUCGAAUGUCGCAUAUUGCUGCUACAAAGGCCAACUCGUGCGCCGAACAUGGCCGGCGGCCAGCGACUCCGAUGCCGAUCUUGGGCACAAAGUGGCUGAUUCCAUUACGAUGACAUACAAUUUAUAUGUUCGCGUGGAUUCAAAGUCAACAAUGCAGCGAAACUGAAUUGGGAA
Molecule: messenger RNA, 968 nt
Organism: Chaetomium strumarium
Lineage: Eukaryota; Fungi; Ascomycota; Sordariomycetes; Sordariales; Chaetomiaceae
Exons: 5
Coding region: 405-701 (98 amino acids)
Biological process (GO): mitochondrial electron transport, NADH to ubiquinone
Source: RefSeq, a predicted model, not a curated record